Myotis lucifugus (little brown bat) is the source of this 462-nucleotide messenger RNA. RefSeq names its product HDGF like 2 (gene HDGFL2). Gene Ontology annotation, molecular function: double-stranded DNA binding; transcription coregulator activity. Gene Ontology annotation, cellular component: nucleus. Gene Ontology annotation, biological process: regulation of transcription by RNA polymerase II. The record is from RefSeq and is a predicted model, not a curated record. The coding region runs from base 94 to 462 and encodes 122 amino acids. NCBI's taxonomy places the organism in Eukaryota, Metazoa, Chordata, Mammalia, Chiroptera, Vespertilionidae. The transcript is spliced from 3 exons.
GCCCCCGGCUUCGCCUCCCGCUGCCGCCUCCACCGCUGCCCCGGCUGCCGCCGCUGCCGCUGCUUCCCGCGGCCUGGGCUUCCCGCCGCCAGCAUGCCGCACGCCUUCAAGCCCGGGGACUUGGUGUUUGCCAAGAUGAAGGGCUACCCGCACUGGCCGGCCCGGAUUGAUGACAUUGCUGAUGGUGCUGUGAAGCCCCCACCCAACAAGUACCCCAUCUUCUUCUUUGGUACACACGAAACAGCUUUCCUGGGACCCAAGGACCUAUUUCCCUACGACAAGUGGAAAGAUAAGUACGGGAAACCCAACAAGAGGAAAGGCUUCAAUGAGGGACUGUGGGAGAUCCAGAACAAUCCCCACGCCAGUUACAGUGCCCCUCUGGUGAGUACCUGUGGGUUGGGGACAGUUGGCAUGGGGUCUGCAGAGCCAAAUCAAGUGGUGCUCACGUGCACUGGAGACUAG